This is a messenger RNA of Nyctereutes procyonoides (raccoon dog), 5940 nucleotides long. RefSeq names its product stonin 1 (gene STON1). Lineage: Eukaryota; Metazoa; Chordata; Mammalia; Carnivora; Canidae. Gene Ontology annotation, biological process: synaptic vesicle endocytosis; regulation of endocytosis; clathrin-dependent endocytosis. The record is from RefSeq and is a predicted model, not a curated record. The transcript is spliced from 4 exons. Bases 122 to 2329 code for a protein of 735 amino acids. Gene Ontology annotation, cellular component: AP-2 adaptor complex; synaptic vesicle. Gene Ontology annotation, molecular function: clathrin-cargo adaptor activity.
GAGUCCUUCCGAAGACCAUAGGAUAGGAUGGGUCAAGAAACAGUGCUGCUGAUUCCCUGCCUCUGAGCCUCCUGACACUGCAUAUCUGAUUCAUAGACAAGACCACAAUUUGAUUCCAAAGAUGUGUUCCACAAACCCAGGCAACUGGGUCACAUUUGAUGAUGACCCUGCUUUUCAGUCUUCUCAAAAGUCAAAGAAUUUACCUCUGGAGAAUCAAGGCAUUUGUAGGCCCAAUGGACUUAAGCUGAACCUUUCUGGUGCUAAGGAAUUUCCCAGUGGAUCUUCCUCUGCCAACAGUACUCCUCUCUCCUCUCCCAUCAUAGACUUUUACUUUAGUCCAGGACCUCCAAGUAACUCUCCUCUUUCUACACCUACCAAGGACUUCCCAGGUUUUCCUGGCAUCCCCAAAGCAGGGACUCAUAUGCUUUAUCCUAUCCCAGAAUCAUCCUCAAACAGUCCACUAACAACAUCAGGAGGAGGCUCUUCCUUAUUGCCUACUAAAUCAACUUGUUUAUCCCACACUUCCUUACCCAGUGAGCACACAUGUACACAUCCUGCUCCCAAAGUGGGUCUUCCAGAUGAAGUUAGCCCUCCCCAGGCCGAAAGCCUAGGGUUUCAAAGUGAUACUCCCCAGUUUCAGUAUUUUCGGGAGGACUGUGCUUUUUCAAGUCCAUUUUGGAAAGAUGAAGGCAGUGUUUCCCAGUUUGCCUUUGACCCUCCAGGAAGCAGAAAGAUGUACGCAUCAAGAGACAAAGACACGCCUGUCGAUCAAAAAAGCUUAAAUCAGUGUUCACUCAACUACAUCUGUGAGAAACUUGAACAUCUCCAAUCAGCUGAGAACCAAGACUCCUGUGGAAACUUGUCUAUGCAAUGUCUGUAUGCUGAAGACACUGCCUCUUCCUUUGUCCCCCACACACUCUUCAGGAGUCAGCCCAAACCUGGAUGGUCUUUCAUGUUGAGGAUUCCUGAGAAGAAGAACAUGAUGUCUUCCCGUCAGUGGGGACCAAUUUUUCUAAAAGUCUUACCUGGUGGAAUUUUGCAAAUGUAUUAUGAGAAGGGCUUAGAAAAACCAUUUAAGGAGUUACAGCUUGAUUUGCACUGCAGGCUUUCUGAACCCAAAGUUGAGAACUUUAGUGUGGCAGGAAAAAUCCAUACUGUGAAGAUUGAACAUGUGUCUUACACAGAAAAAAGGAAAUACCACUCUAAGACAGAAGUCGUUCAUGAACCAGACAUCGACCAGAUGCUGAAGUUAGGGUCCACAGAGUACCAUGAUUUCCUCGACUUCCUGACUACUGUGGAGGAGGAGCUGACGAAGCUGCCAGCUGUUUCGAAACCAAAAAAGAUCUAUGAGGAACAAGAAAUUUCCCUGGAAAUUGUGGACAAUUUUUGGGGUAAAAUCACAAAAGAAGAAGGAAAAUUGGUUGAAAGUGCUGUCAUAACUCAAAUCUGUUGCCUCUGCUUUGUGAAUGGGAACACGGAAUGCUUUUUAACCUUGAAUGACCUUGAGCUGCAGAAGCGAAAUGAACGCUAUUUUGAAAAAGACCCAGAACAGAAGGGGAUUGAUAUUCUUGACCAUCAUUUUCAUAAGUGUGUGAAAGCACAAGAAUUCGAGCAAUCAAGAAUCAUUAAGUUUGUCCCGCUGGAUGCCUGCCGGUUUGAGCUGAUGCGUUUUAAGACUUUGUACGGUGGGGAGGAUCUUCCCUUUACCCUCAAGUCUGUCGUGGUUGUCCAGGGGGCGUACGUGGAGCUUCAGGCCUUUGUCAACAUGACCCCAUUGACUCAGAGACCAUCCUGUGCCAGUUCCUUGAGGUCCUGUGACAACAUAAUGAUACACUUUCCUGUCCCAUCACAGUGGAUCAAGGCCCUCUGGACCAUGAACCUCCAGAGGCAGAAGUCCCUGAAAGCCAAAAUGAACCGCCGGGCAUGUCUGGGGAGUUUACACGAACCUGAAUCUGAACCUGUUAUACAGGUCACUGUGGGCUCCGCAAAAUAUGAAAGUGCCUACCGGGCCGUGGUAUGGAAGAUUGACCGGCUUCCUGAUAAAAAUUCAAGUCCUGAUCAUCCCCACUGCCUGUCUUACAAACUAGAACUUGGAUCAGACCAAGAAAUUCCCUCUGAUUGGUAUCCAUUUGCAACUGUUCAGUUCGGAAUGCUUGACACCUGUGCAUCGAAGACAGAGGUCAGGUCUCUGGGGGUAGAGAGUGAUGUCCAGCCACAGAAACAUGUUCAUCAGCGAGCUUGCUACAACAUUCAGGUCGAAAUAGAAAAGAAGAGGAUUAAAAUCGAUGGAGAAGACCCAGAUAAAGCUGGUGACUGUGUAACUCAGUAGGAGCAGCAAGAGUAAAUGACGACCCACUUUUCAAAUAUGUAAUUCACAGCAACCACACAAAGAUCUGCUUCUGUGUCGUGGAAAUGACUUCUGAAUAGAGGGCUUAGGACAGGUCCAGUGGUCAUGUGUAGAGAAGUGAAGACCUGAAACCAAACAAUCAAUAUUUUAUGCUUUUGAUAUGGUUGUGCUCCAGAGGUUUCACAUAAAAUGUGUCUAUCAUUUGUAUGAUGUUUUUGCUUCCCAUUAACACUCAGUCGCUGUUGCUCAAUGUGUUACCAGACAGCCAGCUUGGUUAAAGGGUUUUGGAUUAUUAAUUACACAGUGGCUGAAUGUUUUGCACUCUGGAUCACCUGGGUGCCAUAUUUAUCAUCUUCCAGUCCCCAUCUCUUCGUGCUCUGUUAGCACCUCUUCGGGGGGUGAGGCAGUCAAAGGAGACAUAAACCGAAAUACUCAAUCUUUCCUCUUGCUCAUCUCUGGAAUGUGGCUAGGUGUGGGAUGAUGCUGAAAUUACAGGCUAAAAGGGAGAUGUGGAAGUAUCUGUGAUUUUGAGUAAUUUAUCUUCCUGUCUUCUUACUACAUUGGUGAGUAAUCAAUGACUAUAUUUGGUACCUGUCUUUCCCCCAUGGUGUUAUCAUUUUCAAAAUGUAUUUGUAUUCUGAUGUGUGUUGCAAAGAAGCUAUUUCUGUUGAUAUACAUAUUUUAGUACAAGUCACUAAGACAAAUCGCCUUUUGGUUAGAGAGGUUCCUUUCAGAAUGGAAUGGUGUUGGACACUAGUUAAAAUAUUUAUGUAUAUUAGAGAUGAAUUUUUAAAGUUCAUGAAUAUUGUCUCCCAAAAGUUCAGACUCUAAGAAUGUAUUUUUGAUAAAGUAUUAUUUGUAAUUAACACAAGCCUCUCUUGAGUAGAAGUCUAAAUCCUAUUAUGAUUAUUUUAUGCUGGUUCUGCUAUCAUGCUAUUUAUGCUAAUUCUGCUUACUUUAGGGUAUAUUUUCUUUAAAAGAUAAAGAAAACGAAAGACACUAGAUUAUUUUACCUGUAUUUUUAAGAGGUGAUGUUUCUAUUCUUCAAAGUCAGGUAAAUGCUUGGUUUCUAAUAAAAAGUCAAUGGCUUUAGUAGUUAUAAUUCUGUUUAUAAUUUUCUUUCAGUAUUUACAGUGAAAGGUCAGACUUAAAAUUUAUGAAUUCCAUAGUCUACGUAUUUUUUAGCCUGGAGAAACAAAGUCUUCCUUGGGGUAAUAAUACACCUUCAAUUUGUAUUGAAUCUUAAAUAUGAUUAGGAGGCAUAUUUCUCAAUUUACCAAAUUUGUUUUGAGUCAAAGCUGAUGAUAUAAUAAUGUUCUUCCAAACAACAUUUAUUUGUCAGCCCACAGACUUGAUACCAUGUUUUAUUUAAUAUUGUAUUACACUCAUUUUAAUCUGUUCAAAAACAGACUAAAACCAACAUUUAUGAUGGUCUGUAUCAAUCAGCAGAUUUUAUCGCUUUUCAUUAUUUUUACUUUAAAGACAAAGGAUGCAAAAGGUAACAAAAUGAAUUGGUAUUGUUCUUUUUAACUUCACUUGAUGCAUUGCUCAUAAUGUCACGUUUGAGAUUCACUGUUGAUGCUUAGGAGGGCAAGUGUGUGUGUGUGUGUGUGUGUGUGUGUGUGUGUGUGUGUGUGUGUGUGAGAGAGAGAGAGAGAGAGAGAGAGAGAGAGAGAGAGAGAGAGACUGAAAAAAAAAUUCCACUAUCUUUCCCCAUCAUCUGGUGUGGUACAUUCUGGAGUGACUUCAGUUAUGCUGAGAUCAAAUAUGGAGGCAGGCUAGACCUGAUGCUGCUCCAUGGUUCUAAGGAAGUCAGCUGGGUUAACUUAUGCCAUUCCUUUUAAAUCUGUUUUAUGGCAUCCUGCCCAUUAAGAGCUCAGAGUCUGAUUCAGGUGAACUUAAUGAAUAUUUACACCUCCAAAUAAUUUCAGGAAAGGGUUCAAUUAAUCACCCCUCAUGUUUCACAGGUUGUCCAGUUUUGGUGAGUACCUCACUGCUUGGGUCAUUUACGACCAGCCAUCCAGCCUUCAGGAGCAUCUCAAGAUUCAGUGUUGAAAAUAUAGUAACAAAAGGCUGACUGAAGCCCAAACUGAGUUUCUGCAGCAAUGCAAAGGUUGAUAGCAUUAACAGCGGGGUGCUACAGCAUAAUUGUUAAUUUGCACAUCUAUUAGGAUCCUUAAAUAUUCAUUACUUAGCAUUAAAUUAACAUUCUGUGAAGGGAGGAGAGGUUUUUUAAUACAAUUCUUCUGACCUCGGAAAUGGCAGAAGGUCAAAUGUGACCAUGGUGCUCUAAGUGAAAAAUCAGGUAGGCUUCACUUAGACUUCCAAAUUAAGAAGUGAAAUUUCCUUUGCCAGAAAGCAAAUGAUAAUCUUCGAAACAACCACAAAAACCUCUGCUUUUAAGGUUGGGAAGGGAGGAAGGAUGUGAGUGAAGGAGGAACUACUCCUUUCUAACAAUUUAAGUAAUUUAGAUCAACCCUUUAUGGGUUUGACCGUUUCAGGGUCAGUUGCCUGGUGGACACAAUGGUGGAGUUCCAAGGAGUUGACCAGUGUGAAACUAAUUCUGCUCUCAUUGUUCUGAUCUCUAGUUGCCUUACUAGUCAAAGCAUUGUAUUAACUGUGUACACAAAUUCAUGGCUUGAUGGUUACCUGAUAAAUUGUACAGGUCUAAAUUUAAGUACAUUUCCUUAUUCUAUGGGAAUAAAAAUAGUUGAUCCGUUAGAAAUGUAUAAAAAUGCUUUCCAGCACAUAAAUAAAGGAUGGAUUUUUUUUACCUGAUUUAUAUAUUAGACAGUUUUAGGGUUUUGGUUUCCUUCAUUCAGAAACUGUAGUUGUGAUACAGCCCUUUUUCUUAUAAAUUCAGUUAGGAGGCCUUCCUUAAUAAUAACUAAGUAUUGUAUCUUACUCAAAAUAUGAUUUUUAUGUCAUAUCAAUAAAAAUAGAAAACAGAUUGAGCUUUAAUAGUCAUGUAACAAAGUAUUUUGUAGAUUGCAUAUUGAUUUUUUAAAAUUAAAGAUGUAUUUCAAAAGGUUCUUACUGUGCAAUGGACGUAUCUUUUUUUGCAAGGUCUGGGACUAUUUUUUUUCUUUUGAAGGUAAGAUAUUGAUUUCAAGGAUCUUAAACAAUUGACUCUGUCAGGCCAAUGUAUACUGCUUCAUUGGUAAGGAGUCCAGUCAACAUGGCAUUCUUGGCACAUCCUGGAAAAAUCUACAAUUUGUGAUGUUAAAGGAUGAUUUUUAAGAGGAUAUAGUCAUUACUCUCAUAAAGAAAUGAUAUAAGUAUGUGCCCAAGGUUUUAGUUAACUCAUUAGCUAAUGAGGGAACUGGUAAGAUGUUACAGCUGGUUUCAAGGACGAUUGAAAGAACAGAGACAUUUAUAGGCAAUAAAGAUUCUGAAAUCAAUUUACAAAUAGACACAAUUUACAAAUACCCCCACACAAUUUGUUUGCAUUUGUUUGGACAAAGAUUGUGCGCAUUUAUAUCAGUUUUCUAGAGUUUACAGAGUUGGGAAAUAAAGAAAACGAAAGGUGUUGGUAACCUGAAUGAAUGAGCUAAUAGGGCACCUGCUGUUGAAAGUCUUGCCCAAUUUUUCCU